This is a messenger RNA of Mangifera indica (mango), 1167 nucleotides long. Its product is annotated as guard cell S-type anion channel SLAC1. Gene Ontology annotation, cellular component: membrane. Gene Ontology annotation, molecular function: voltage-gated monoatomic anion channel activity. Gene Ontology annotation, biological process: transmembrane transport; stomatal closure; intracellular monoatomic ion homeostasis. The record is from RefSeq and is a predicted model, not a curated record. NCBI's taxonomy places the organism in Eukaryota, Viridiplantae, Streptophyta, Magnoliopsida, Sapindales, Anacardiaceae.
AUGGUCAUCCCAGUGGUCAUUCCAAAGGACUACGAGGACAUUCUUUUGCCGAAAGAUGAAACAUGGCCCUUUUUUCUUCGUUUCUCGAUUGAUUGCUUUGAUAUUCAUCUUGGUCUCAACAACCAAGCUAUUCUUUGGUGUGGUCCUGCCACAAGUUCAACAACUAAAUUUUUGCACAUUCCUCCUUAUAUCAGCCUUGUCGUGUGUCUAUUAGCAAUUACUGUUCUUUUAUUAGUCUUUAUCACUAUUGUUUCAAUCACCUACUUACUCAAAUGCAUAUUCUGCUUUGAAGUUGUGGAAAAAGAAUGCUUUCAUCCAGUAAGGGUCAAUUUCUUCUUUGCUUUAUAGGUUGUGUACAUGUUCUUUGCUAUUGGAGCACCACCUCUACUAACACGUGGGCCUUUGUAUCCCACUAUUUAGGAUGUUGUCAUGGCACCCUAUUUUUUCCUUGAACUUAAGAUUUAUGGGCAGUGGCUUUUUGGGGGUAAAAGGCAUCUCUGUAAGGUAGCUAACCCAUCUUCUCAUCUAUUAGUGGUUGGCAACUUUGUUGCAAUUUUAGCUGCUAUAGUUGGGUGGAAGGAGGUUGGAAAAUUUUUAUGGGCCAUUGGUUUUGCACAUUAUCUUGUGGUGUUUGUGAAAUUGUAUCAAAGAUUGCCAACAAGAGAAACACUACUUAAAGAAUUGCACCAUGUCUAUUCUAUGUUUAUUGUCGCCCCACCGGUUGCUAGCAUUGCUUGGGAAACUAUCUUGAGUUUUGAUGAGUUGUCAAGGAAUUGCUUCUUCAUCGCACUUUUUCUAUAUAUCUCAUUGGUUGUAAGUACCAACUUCUUCAUAGGGUUCAAGUUCUCAAUGGCAUGGUGACCUUAUACAUUCCCCAUGACAACAGCAUCAGUGGCAACAAUCAAGUAUGCAGAACAGGUUCCUUGUGUUUUAAGCAAGGGUCUUGCACUUAGUCUUUCCUUCAUGUCCUCAACAAUGGUGAUUGUGUAUGUGUCAACUCUUCUUCAUGCCUUUGUUUGGUGCACCUUAUUCCUUAAUGAUCUUGCCAUCGUUAUUCCAAAGAAAAGGCUUGCUAAGAAGAAACCCUUUAAGAAAGCUUAUGAUACGGGGCGUUGGACGAAGAAUGUUCUAACAAAGCAUAAUUCAUCCAACAAAUAUUUUUACUGA